Lathyrus oleraceus (garden pea) is the source of this 1600-nucleotide messenger RNA. RefSeq lists its product as uncharacterized. The record is from RefSeq and is a predicted model, not a curated record. Gene Ontology annotation, molecular function: chromatin binding. The transcript is spliced from 6 exons. Lineage: Eukaryota; Viridiplantae; Streptophyta; Magnoliopsida; Fabales; Fabaceae. The coding region runs from base 88 to 1272 and encodes 394 amino acids.
AAAUGAGAAUUUCUAACCUCCCUCACUUUCUUUACGAAAUGAGAAUGAAAUACACCCUCCAUUUCAGUUCAAAAUAGUGAAAAUCAAAUGAAUAGAGAAUUGGUAUCCAAGAUGCGUUACAGUACGGAGUUUAGAAAUCAGGAAGAUGAUGCUUGGUACACAGUCAUGGUAACUCUUGAAGAAAAGGAAACACUGAGAAUAACCUACGAAAAAUUCACCGAUGAAGUCGAUCAAUUGUUCAUACCAUCGUUUUUUGAUUCCUUGGAAGAUCUUCAAGAGUUUGAAAAACGAUUCCGACCUCUCUCCAUUCAGGUUCAGGAUCACGAGUGCCGGAAACUCGUUCCAGGUGUUAAGGUCUGUGCUUCUCAGCAUUUCAUCCCCGACGACCUUCGUUUCUAUGACGCCAUUGUUGAAGCGGUGGAAGAACGCCCACAUUCUCGUAAAAAAAAUGAAGAGUGUCAUUGUACGUUUAUACUUUUCUGGUUACAUGGGCCAAAUUCUGGAAACAUGACGGCUGCAGAAAUUGGUGAUAUUUGCACUGUUCAGCCUAUAAUUGAGGUUGAUCCAGUUGUGGCUUCUUUCCUGGAGAUUGUCAAGAAGAGGAUAGCAUCGAAAUCUGGACAAGAAAUGGUGCCGAACUGCAACAGAGGAAUAGAAAAUAAGAACAGACUAAGUCUUUUCGAACAAAUGCAAAAGGGAAGGCGACGUGCCAAACGAUCUGUUUUGGGUGACGGUUCUCCUAAAGUCAGCCUUGACGAAAAUAUGGAAGAUAUAGAGUUGGAAGGAAAAAGAAACGUGUGUAUGAUAUUGAUGGGAAAUCUUGAUAAAGAGUUAUGUCCAUCAACAGCUGUAGAGUUCUUAUGCAAACAUACUCAAGUAUCUACUAGUGUCUUCAUUUUUUCAAGUUUAUCAUCAGAGAUAUACACCAGGGGUGCCAUUAUGUCGCAAACCGAACAAGAUUUCCAGAAACUUUGUGACUUCUUGACAAAUCCCAACCACAUCAUAACAUCUUCAACUGGCAGGCCAUGGACGGUAAUUGAAAAACAAGUGGGUCUAAAAAAUAUCAAAGCAUCUAUAGGAAUAUUGGUUCCUGGAUCUGAGGAUGUAUCACAGGAAGGAAAGAAUAGAACUAGCAACAAUUUGAAGGUUGUAUAUUCAGGAACUCAUGAAUUCAAGAGAGCUAGUGCUAUGAGGGAAUUGUUUUUAGAAUUUUCUGAUCACCAAAUACGGCUGCACAUGAAGCUUGCUCUUCUGGAGGGGGAGUGUGUUUGAAAUCUGAAACCAAGGUGUCCUUUAAUGUACUUGCUUAACAGUUAACAUUACGUCCUCUAAGCUUUAGUUGUUACCGGUUUUGUAUGUAAUUUUGCAGAAAUUGUUAAUAUAACCAUUCCUGCUUAAGCUUAGAGGAUAACAGAAGUAGAUCCUGAAUUCCCUUUUAUCACAAAUAGUUGACAUUCCUCACCUGGGAUAAGAAUCCAUAUUUGAACAUCUUUAGGUAUAAAUAGGGACUAAUAUUGUCAUAUUCAACUUCAAUUGUAGCAUAUCUCUAUUUUGUAUAGAGCAAAUACAAAUAUUUAGACAUGACUUUGUGUUGGUUUAA